Molecule: messenger RNA, 2905 nt
Organism: Lottia gigantea (owl limpet)
Lineage: Eukaryota; Metazoa; Mollusca; Gastropoda; Lottiidae
Exons: 17
Coding region: 8-1780 (590 amino acids)
Biological process (GO): protein dephosphorylation
Cellular component (GO): cytoplasm; protein phosphatase type 2A complex
Molecular function (GO): protein binding; protein phosphatase regulator activity
Source: RefSeq, a predicted model, not a curated record
AUUCAACAUGGCGUCGUCCGAUACAGGAGAUGAUUCUCUCUAUCCUAUCGCAGUUUUAAUUGAUGAGCUCAGAAAUGAAGAUGUACAGUUGAGAUUAAAUAGUAUUAAAAAAUUAUCAACAAUAGCUUUAGCUCUUGGUGAUGAAAGAACUCGAAGUGAACUCAUCCCAUUUUUGACAGAUACUAUCUAUGAUGAAGAUGAAGUUUUAUUAGCAUUAGCUGAACAACUUGGUAACUUUACUCCAUUAGUUGGUGGACCAGAACAUGUUAUUUGUCUAUUGCCACCAUUAGAGUCAUUAGCUACUGUUGAAGAAACUGUAGUGAGAGAUAAAGCUGUAGAUUCAUUAAGAUUGAUAGCAGCUCAGCAUUCACAAGCUGAUCUUGAAAAUCAUUUUGUUCCUUUAGUCAAGAGGUUGUCUUUGGGUGAUUGGUUUACAUCCAGAACCUCAGCUUGUGGUUUGUUUGCUGUAUGUUAUUCUAGAGUAUCAAAUAAUGUUAAAGCUGAACUACGCCAACAUUUCCGUAAUCUAUGUGGAGAUGAUACACCUAUGGUACGCCGGGCAGCUGCUGGAAAGCUGGGAGAGUUUGCUAAAGUGGUGGAGGUUGAUUUCCUCAAGUCUGACUUGAUACCAUUAUUUAAUGCUUUAGCUCUUGAUGAACAGGAUUCUGUAAGAUUGUUGGCAGUAGAAGCCUGUGUCAGUAUUGCUUCACUGUUACAAUCAGAAGAUGUUGAGAGUUUGGUGAUGCCUACAUUACGUAAUGCUGCCGAAGAUAAAUCAUGGCGUGUUCGCUAUAUGGUGGCUGAUAAAUUCACAGAUUUACAAAAAGCUGUGGGUCCAGAGAUUACCAAAAGUGAUCUAGUUCAGGCAUUUCAGAACUUGUUAAAAGAUUGUGAAGCUGAAGUUCGUGCUGCAGCUGCUCAUAAAAUAAAAGAUUUUUGUCAGAACUUAUCAGCGGAUGUACGUGAACAUACUAUCAUGACUGAUAUUUUACCAUGUGUUAAAGAUCUAGUUGUAGAUGUCAAUCAACAUGUUAAAUCAGCUCUAGCAUCAGUUAUUAUGGGUCUAUCACCAAUAUUGGGUAAAAAUAACACAAUUGAACAUUUGCUUCCAUUAUUUUUAAUCCAAUUAAAAGAUGAAUGUCCCGAAGUGCGGUUGAACAUAAUUAGUAAUUUGGAUUGUGUUAACGAAGUUAUUGGUAUUAAGCAAUUAUCACAAAGUUUACUACCAGCUAUUGUAGAGUUAGCUGAAGAUACCAAAUGGAGAGUAAGAUUAGCCAUUAUAGAACAUAUGCCUCUAUUAGCUGGUCAAUUGGGUAAUGAGUUUUUUGAUGAAAAACUAUGUACACUGUGUAUGACAUGGUUAGUUGAUCAUGUUUUUGCUAUACGAGAAGCUGCUACCUUAAAUUUAAAGAAAUUGGUAGAAAAAUUUGGUGUAGAAUGGGCUCAACAAACAGUCAUACCCAAAGUUGUCCAAAUGUCCCGUGAUACUAACUAUCUACAUAGAAUGACUUGUCUUUUCUGUAUUAAUUUAUUAGCUGAAGCUUGUGGUCCAGAUUUAGCAAGUAGAGUAAUGAUACCAAUGAUAACUGGUAUGGCAGGCGAUGCUGUUGCUAAUGUUAGAUUUAAUGUAGCCAAAUCUUUACAGAAAAUAGGUCCAUUACUUGAUGCUACAACAAUUGAUCAACACAUUAAGCCAUGUUUAGAUAAAUUGGCAACAGACCCUGAUAUUGAUGUUAAAUUUUUUGCUCUAGAAGCAAAAGACACUUUAAAAAUUGCAUAAGUUAAUUAUGAAGUAAUAAAUAAAUAGUGUAUUAUAAUGUGCCAGCCUGUGAAACUAGUUAUAUAUGUGGUGAACAAUGAAUUCUAGUUGGAAUAUCUAUUAUAAUAGGAACUAGAUCAAACAAUUAUUAUUUUAUUUUUCUCAGACGCUGUAUUUGUCAAAUAUACUUAAAAUUACUCUCAAUAUUGAUAUCGUUUUAUAUUGAUAGCAUUUGACUCGGUCGGCUUACUAGAUUUGAAAUUUUUAAAGGCUGAGGUUUCUCUAAAAUUAUUGAGAAAUGGAGAAUGGAAUCACAAAUUCUAUAAAGUCAAAGUAAAAAUUGUUUCAAAUUAGCUUCUCCAAAUGCUACUGUUGAGGUAAUUUUAGAGUAAUAAUAUGACAACUAUGUAUUGAUAGAUGACAUUAUGAUGUUUAUUUGACCACCUUGCAUAGUUCCUUCUCUUUCAUCUAUAUAGUUUACUUUAACUCUCACAAAUUCUUUAAGCAAUAGCCACAAGAUACUGCUCCAUCAUAUUUGUAGUAUUUCUAUAAAGUUGUAUUUGUAUGGUUUUGUCUUAAGGUAAAGGAAACACUGAAAUCUACCUUGUAUUAAAUGUUGGUAUUUGUUGAAUAUUUUCUAUCAUAAUGACAUAAAAAAAAAUCAGCAAUUGACGCAAGAUCUAAUUUAGUUUUAUUCUUAAGACAAGCAUGGUUACUUUAUAUGUUAUGCAGAAUACUGUUAAAUUAGUCUAGUUUUAUUUCAUGCCUUUGAUCAUCGUAUUAUUUUUAACAAAUGUAAGUGAAGCUUUUCCUUGUCCAGUUUUCUUGAUCUUGAUUGAAUAAAAUGUAAUGUAUUGUUAAAAUCAAAAUGUUUUCCUUUACUCUCUCAAUAGCAUAUGAAUGUUGUCUAAAUUGUACCUGAAUAGUACUGCUGUUGGUCCCUGUGGCCUAAAACGUACAUUACAGGACCAUCCAAAUGGAUGUCAUAUCCAAAAUUUUCCUUCCUAAUCUCUUUUCUGUCAUUUUGAAUUCUGUCUGCAUGUACUCUUUUUUUCAACUUGUUUUAUUGAAUGUUGAUUCCAUCAAUCCCUUAUGUUCAGAACUCACCAAUGAAGCAGCCCCUUUGUUCAUGAGACUCAUAAAGAU